Rhipicephalus sanguineus (brown dog tick) is the source of this 780-nucleotide messenger RNA. Its product is annotated as estradiol 17-beta-dehydrogenase 8. Gene Ontology annotation, molecular function: oxidoreductase activity. NCBI's taxonomy places the organism in Eukaryota, Metazoa, Arthropoda, Arachnida, Ixodida, Ixodidae. Bases 13 to 777 code for a protein of 254 amino acids. The transcript is spliced from 3 exons. The record is from RefSeq and is a predicted model, not a curated record.
GAGCGCAGGAGCAUGUCGGUCGAGAAGGAGUUCUCCGGACGCCUCGCAGUUGUCACCGGUGGAGGCAGCGGCAUCGGUGAAGCCAUCUGCCAUGUGUUGGCCGAAAGAGGAGCCCGUGUCGUGGUGGCGGACAUCAAUUUUGAAGCGGCACAAAAGGUCGUCUCGAACACCUUGCCAGACCAGGACCACCGUGCCGUAGAAGUGGACGUGGGUGAGUCGGCGUCCGUCGAGAGGCUCUUCCAGAUCAUUCAUGGGUUCAGCGGUGGCAUUCCCGCGAGCAUAAUUAUCAACAAUGCCGGGACUGGUGCCCUCUUUACUUCGAUCACUGACGCUAGUGAAGAGGACUUUGAUCGAAUAGUCCAGACCAACCUGAAGGGCACAUUUCUGAUGAGCCGUGCGGGCAUUCGCCUAAUGCUGGCCGCUGGGAUUAAAGAAGGAGCCGUGGUCAACGUGUCCAGCCUCGCAGCAAAGAGCGGCGUCAAGGGCAUCGCCAGCUACGUGGCCUCGAAGGCUGGAAUCCUGGGUCUUACCAGGUGCAUGGCACUAGACGUUGCCGGCACGGGCAUUCGCUGCAACGCCGUGCUUCCGGGCUUCACGGCGACGCCUCUGUCCGAACAUCUCUCCGAAGAAGAGAAGAAUCUACUUACAGCAAGCAUACCACUCAGUCGCCCAGCCCAACCACGCGAGGUGGCGCAGGUAGUGGCGUUCCUGUGCAGCCCGCAGAGUUCGUACAUGAUUGGCGCUUGCGUCGAUGUCUCGGGUGGAGCCAUGCUUUAAUAA